Messenger RNA from Bombus terrestris (buff-tailed bumblebee), 2801 nucleotides. RefSeq names its product trissin receptor. The coding region runs from base 300 to 1550 and encodes 416 amino acids. The record is from RefSeq and is a predicted model, not a curated record. Gene Ontology annotation, biological process: G protein-coupled receptor signaling pathway. Gene Ontology annotation, cellular component: membrane. NCBI's taxonomy places the organism in Eukaryota, Metazoa, Arthropoda, Insecta, Hymenoptera, Apidae. The transcript has 4 exons. Gene Ontology annotation, molecular function: neuropeptide Y receptor activity.
UCGUUUGGUGAUUUAUAAUAAAUGUAAUUGAAAAAUUAGCGAAAGAUCGAUGGUGAAACUUACUGGUUUUUGUAGCGUCGAUCGAGCGCGCGAUGAAACGCCAACUGAUUCGAUUAAUCUAUCGCGAUACGUGAAUGGAAAAAGCUUCUCAUUCGGUUUAAAUGUUUUGGGAAUUCCACAAUAUCUUUUCGCAUCUUAUCAGAUCGAAUGAAAUAUUGUAAUACAUCGUGGAAGCUUCAAAGAUUGUGUAAUGAAGUUGAUGUUCUUCAUUUGGUAACACAUAAUAGUCUCGUUUCAGAAUGAUCGACAACCGUGACGCCGUCUUUCGUAAAAUUCGUGAUAAAAAAAGCUUGAUGGACAACGAAACUUCGUUACACGAUAUAUCUCUAAACGAGGAGUACAUUCUUGACAGGACCGAUGUCAGAGUAAUUUUUAUUACGCUCUAUUCCAUCGUCUUCGUUUUCUGCUUUAUCGGUAACUCGAUGGUAAUCUUUGUGGUAACAUUUUCACGGCGAUUACGAAGUAUUACCAACUUCUUUUUGGCGAACCUGGCAGUAGCCGAUUUCUGCGUCGGUAUCUUUUGCGUGUAUCAAACGUUGACAAAUUACCUAAUGAACAGUUGGCGACUCGGCGAUUUUCUCUGCAAAGUAUACAUGUUCGUCCACGCGCUUUCCUACACAGCCAGCGUAUUAAUCCUAAUGGUGGUUUGCAUUGAACGAUACUUGGCUAUCGUUUACCCGAUUAAGUGCAGGUCGGUGCUGACAAGAAGCCGACUACAACUGGUAAUAGGAAUAGUUUGGAUGGUUGCCGCGAUUUAUGCUUUGCCGAGAUUCUUCUAUGUUGAGACCAUACAGAAUCGUUUAAUUACCGGCGACGUGGACAUCAUUUGCAUAGCCAAUAUCCAGAAGCACAACAAAACUUUGUUAGACGCCGUAAAUCUCGUCUUUCUUUACUUACUUCCGCUACUUCUGAUGUGCUGCCUUUAUACGAGAAUCGCUGUCGGGUUAUGGAGAAGCGGCACUACCCUCGGAGGACCGAAUUUGGCGACUAAAAGCAAAAAUGAUAGCCUCCAUCGUGUUCACAGUUCCGGUAGGAAUGUGCUUCGCGCCAGACGCGGUGUAAUAAGAAUGCUAAUCGCAGUGGUGGUGAUGUUCGCCGUAUGCAAUCUGCCGCAACAAGCACGGAUCGCCUGGCGCCACUGGAGCUCGAGUUAUGAUCGAUCAUCGAACUUCAGCACCCUCCUAACCUUAUCCACUUUUUUAAUUUCCUACACAAACUCUUGUCUGAAUCCUUUUCUAUAUGCUUUCCUCUCGCGAAACUUUCAAAAAGGAAUAAGAGAACUUCUGAACUGCGGAAAGACAAGAAAUCGGAGCAGCGUUUUGGUCAUGGGACGUACCGCAAGAGAAACAGCAACGCGACAAGAAAACGACGAAGGGAAUGUAAAUGAUUUUCGGCGAAGUUUACUGGUCUGUCUUAGUUCUAAUCGAGACAGUUCUGUUGCAGUUCCACCGAGUACAGAGCAAACCAUUUACGAAAAAUCCAGUUACUAAUUAGUUUUAUUGGUAGAACUUUCAGCUGCGCUCCAUUCACCAAACCUUUCGAGAUUAGGUUAUUAAGAGUAUCUUUUUUUAAGCAGAGUCCGACGCAACUGAAACGAAGAUCUUCCUGUCGAAUGACUUUGUUCUUUCGCUAGUUCGAAACGAAAUCGAUCCUAUUCGGGUACGUUCGUGCUCUUUCUCGUUGUAUAUAUAUACUGGGUGUUCGGCUACUGAUUUUACAUAAUUUAAAGGGUGAUUCUUGACGUCGAAAUAAGACAAAAAUCAAGAAUAAAAAUAUUGCGCUCUCAGUUUUGAUUUUUAGUUAUUGACAAUUACAAUGUUUGUAUUAACAACUUCCUUCUUUCUCUUUUUACUGUUAAUACGAGGUACGAUAACGUCGUGAUUUCACAUGAGACAGGAAUACAAACAUGCGGAAAAAUACAUUAUAGUUUUCAUAUUAUUUUUCAGAAAAUCGAUAAAAGAUCAGAAGGCAACGAAUCAUAAAGAAAAUUUUACAGUUUACAGCUUGUAAAUUAGUAAACUACUGCGUAAGAGAAUUCAGACGUAAUGUAAUAUCUUUGCAGAGUUGAUCGACAAUUUUCAGAAUACUGAACCAAUACUGCAGAUUCAUGGUUGCCGAGUUUUCCGAUUACACGGAAUUUGCAUUAAUCUAACUCGUAUUUGACAUUUGGCAUCGGCACAUGUGGUUUUAGCAGACAGACAUAUGGAUCUUUACGAGAUCAUACAUAUUCGACGAGAAUAGGGGAAAAAAGAGAUGAAAAUUUCAUUGAAAUACAAGACUCGUUAAUAGAACCUCGGUUUGUUACAUCGACUGUUGGUAAUAGAAAUGAAACAAAAUAAAAAAUAAAAUCAACGAAUGAAUAUCAGAAGCAAAAUAUGAUAAGUAUAUUUUUAUUAAUACUCUGAUUUUAAUAUUAUUUCAUGAAUGUCGAGGAUUAUUAACGUAAUGAAUAAUUAAUUGUCUAAAUACUUUUACAAUCUCUGUGUAAUACUUGCACUAAAUGUCUUGUAAUUUCUACAUAUAUUUUCAGAUUUGUUUCAAACUUUACUAUCAUUUAUCGUGAUAGUCGGCCUCAUAACAGUACUAAUGACGUUUCAAAAUGUUCCGCGCAACACGUAUAAUAUAUUCAUAAAGUAAAUCUGUAAGUGAAUACUUUCAUAAAUAACUGUAGUCACAUUUUGUUAUUGUGCGAACACUUUUGGAAGUAAUUAAAUAUAUGUAUCAUAUAGAGUUUCAUUAAA